Molecule: messenger RNA, 5402 nt
Organism: Gadus macrocephalus (Pacific cod)
Lineage: Eukaryota; Metazoa; Chordata; Actinopteri; Gadiformes; Gadidae
Gene: nbas
Product: NBAS subunit of NRZ tethering complex
Exons: 41
Coding region: 51-5402 (1783 amino acids)
Biological process (GO): retrograde vesicle-mediated transport, Golgi to endoplasmic reticulum
Cellular component (GO): endoplasmic reticulum membrane; Dsl1/NZR complex
Molecular function (GO): SNARE binding
Source: RefSeq, a predicted model, not a curated record
UUGUCCCUUCUCGCAUACUGUAGAGACGUUGACAGCUGCUUACGGUAAACAUGGCCGAAAAAAGCAUUCCCGAAAGCGAGGAUGAAAACAUUUUAUAUGAUUUGCUUAUUAAUACUGAAUGGCCGCCCGAGACGGACACUCAGAUACGAGGCAACAAGGAGCACAGUACAUCAGUUAUUGCGAAGGCAGUAGCAGGGCCAUUCCGGUUCAUUUUACACUAUUUGUGGUAUAGUCCUUCGAGCUCCUCUCUGCCGCCUGGACUCAUUCGCCUGGCCAGCAAGCAGAUCAACUGGCAACUGGUCCUGGCAAGUAAUGGCAAAUUAUUGGCAGUGGUUCAAGACCAGUGUGUGGAGAUAAGGUCUGCCAGAGAUGACUUUGGCUCCAUCAUCGGAAAGUGCCAAGUGCCAAAGGACCCCAGUCCCCAGUGGAGGAGGGUGGCCUGGAGCCACGACUGCGCCCUGCUGGCCUACGCCGACAGCACCGGCACCGUCCGGCUCUUCGACCUGAUAGGCAGCGAACUCUUCCUCAUCCCCCCGGUGGUGAGCUUUCCAGGAGAUUUCAGCUAUGCGGCGGCAGGCCUGAUAUUGCUGGAGUGCACGGCCGGAGCCCAGUGGUCGGCCGAGCUGCUCGUCAUCACCUACGGGGGCGGGCUCAGGAGCUACCUAGUCAGUGUUGGGGCCAAUCCCAGCUUCCAGGAGAACCACAGCUUUAGCUUCUCAACCCACUACUCCCAUGGGAUCACCUCUGCCAUCUACCACCCCGUCCACCGACUCUUGCUGGUGGGGGGGUGUGAGGCAGGAGAUGAGAGUGUGCCCAUGGCCUCCGGCUGCGGGAUCACAGCGUGGAGGGCUCUGUCUGGUGCUCCACACUACAAACAGGUCACCAGCUACGAGGAGCACGUCAACACAACCCAGAAGAGGGGCUACUUCAAGAUCCCCAGCUUCAGGUUGUUCUCCAGGCAAGGCGAUGAGAAGGACGGUGUGUUCCGCAUGAGCCUCAGCCCUGACGGCGGCGUGCUGGCCGUCAUCCACUUCUCUGGACGCCUGUCACUCUGGGAGAUUCCCUCCCUCAGACAGAAGGCUGCCUGGAGCCAGGACCAGCAGCCAGGAUUUGAGGAGAUCAACCCCGAGUGGAAAACUUCGCUGGAGAAAAGGAAGAAAAUAAAAGACAAGGAGCAGUACUAUCCGUUGAUGGACGUCAACUGGUGGAGCGAGGACAUGCUGAUCCUGGCCCGCUGCUCUGGCUCGCUGACCGUCUCCUCGGUGCGCUCGCUGCGCAACCUGCUGGGCAAGUCGUGCGAGUGGUUUGAGCCGUCGCCGCGCCUCACCCCCGCGCACGGCGGCGGCUUCCUCAGCCUGGAGUGUGAGGUGCGGCUGGCCCCGAAGCGCGGGCGCCUGGAGAGCUCCCAGAGCACCGGCUCGAGCCACGGCGGCGACGACGAGUACGGCGACUCGGACUCGGACGACGAGUCCUCGGCCAAGGCGCGCUACUUCGGCUACAUCAAGCAGGGCCUGUACUACGCCACGGAGAUGGAGCGCUUCGCGCCGCCGCGGAAACGCCCGCGCACCGUGCUGAAGAACUACCGGCUGGUCAGCCUGAGGUCCACCACCCCGGAGGAGCUGUACCAGAGGAAGAUUGACAACGAGGAGUACGGGGAGGCCCUGUCUCUCGCCCACGCCUACAACCUGGACUCUGACCUGGUCUACCAGAGACAGUGGAGGAAGAGCACUGUCAGCAUCGCGUCCAUACAGGACUACCUGGUAAGAGAGGGAGAGGACAUGAGACCUAGAAUAGGAGAGAGACAAAGUGAGCGAGAGGGAAAGAUGAAGAGUGUUUGGAGUAUUCUCUUCUUUUGUCAACAGAAGCUCAUCAGUGACCCGGACCAGCUGAUGUCGGUGGCGUUGGAGUGCAUCUACAGCUGCGAGCGAGACAACCAGCUCAGCCUCUGCUACGACAUCCUCGAGUGCCUCCCUCAGAGGGGCUACGGGCCAGAGACGGACAUCACAGCCUCACUGCACGACCUGGUGGACCGACUCGAAAAGCACCUCAGUGUGUCCGAGGUGCUGGAGAAGCAUGGCCUCCAGAAGCCCAUCUCCUACGUGAGGAACAGCGAGAGCAGCCUGGAGGAGGCCCACCAGCUGAUGGUCAAACUCUGCCGGCACACCGGCCGCAAAAACCCACCGGUCAGUGAGACGGUGUGGAGGGGAGUUCUGCAAGACCUGCUGGACAUCCAGCAGAGCGUGUACACCUGUGUGACGCCAGAGACCUGCCAUCAGGUCUUCGUGGAGUCCCUACUGUGCUCGAGCCGCGUGGAGAACCUGCGCCUGGCGGGGCAGCUGAUGCACUGCUCCCAGGUCAGCCAGGACGUGCCGGCGAGCGUGUCCUACCGGGGGAAAGGUCCCGCGCUGAGGGUGGCUUAUGACCAGAGCGUGGAGCUAGUGCUGGCAGCCGCCCGCGAGUACUUCAACUCCUCCACCUCGCUCACCGACUCCUGCAUGGGCCUGGCAAGGGCUUGUCUCCAGCUGAUCACAGACGGCCCGCCGGCUGUCCAGGAGGAGCUGGACCUCAUCAGCGCCCUCUGCCAGCUGGAGGACUUUGGCGUCAACAUCCUACCAUUGCAAGUGCGUCUGCGGUCUGACCGCCUGUCUCUGGUGAAGGAGUGCAUCGCCCAGUGUCCCACAGCCUACAGGCAGUCCACCACCCUCCUCCAGCUGGCCUGGUUGCUGCGUGUUGCAGGGGACGAGGCAGACCAGCGCAAGGGGCAGGUGUUAACUCUCCUGGCUGAGCAGGCUGCCCAGUGUCUCGACUACAAGGCCUCCUACAUCCACUGCCAGGACCUCAUGGCGGCAGGCUUUAGCCCGGCCUGGGAGGUGGUGAGUGUGCUGGGACAGUGUGAGGGCUACGGGGACCUGGCGGCCCGGCAGGAGCUGCUGGCCUUCAGCCUCACCCACUGCCCCCCCGACAGCAUCCACGGUCUGCUGGCUGCUUCCAGCGACCUGGCCACCCAGAUGUUGUACCAGGCCGUCAACCAUCAGAUGGAGCCUAAUGUCACCCCAGCAACACCAGAGGCAGAGGACGCUUCCGCUACACAGCCCGGACCCCCAUCUGCUGGCUCCUCGGGGGGCCGGGCGGGGGACCUGCUCCAGCGGACCACCGCCACCACCAUGAAGGUGCUGACCACCACGGGGAUGACGACCAAGGCAGUGCUGACCGCGGUGGGCGACCACCGCUGGUGGAAGGACUCGCUCAACUACCUCCGCCCGCUGCAGGGUCCUGGCGCGGGGUCCGGCGGCCAGGGGGCGGGGCUUGACAACGCUGGGCUGGAGAGACAGGCCUGCGGACCCUUCUACCAGGAGCUCCACCACAACCCCUACAUAGACCCGAGUCAGGACGUGUAUGCAGGCUGCAGCGGCGUGCCCCAGGAGAACUUUGCUGAGGUGCUGCUGAGGACGGGGAAGCUGGCUGAGACCAAGACCGAAGGGGGCACCCUGUUCCCCGCCACCGAAGUGUUGCUGCAGCUGGCCAAUGAUGCAUUCCCGAGAGACAUGACACUUGCCCUGUCUUAUUUACUAGCCUUGCCUCAGGUGUUGGAUGCAAACAAGUGUUUCGAGAAGCAGGCCCACUCCGGGCUGUCCCUGCAGCUGGCAGCCUACUACUACUCCCUGCAGAUCUACACCCGUCUGGCACCCUGCUUCAAGGACAAGACCAACGCGCUCUACCAGGUGGACCCCAAGGAACUGAUUCGAUUGGUCACAAAGCACGUGUCGCAGCGCUCCGAUUGGCCAGAGGAUCUCGGCGACAUGAUAGGCCAGCUGCUGGUGUACAAUGAGCGCAUGACAGACUUCACCCAGGCCCAGGUGUUACAAGGUCUGGGCAGGGGCGUGGACGUUCAGCGAUUCAGCUCCGACUCAGAGUACAAGAAGGCCACCAUCUUGGGACUCGCUGAGACCCUGGAUGACGCGGUGUACAGGAUCUCUCUGUCCCUGGCUCAUCGCUACAGUGUCCCUCUGUGGGAGGUCUGCAUGACUCACCUGGAGUUCCUCUUCACGGAUAGCGGGUAUGCAUGCACGCACCCAUACACAAAAAACAUACAAAAACGUACAAAAAAAAGGUACAAACGUUUACAACACACACUCACACACACACACACAUACACACCUCCAGGGCAUGUAUGGUGGAUGGAUACGCUGACAUACGCAUGCAACCAUACAUACAUACGUACAUACAUAACAAAGACGCAAAAGUUGUCAUUCUCACUGGCGCACACACAUUCAAAGGGCAUCGAGUCAUUGCUUAUUGCAAGUGGCGACAGCGCGGUGACCUCUGACGACCUGCUGGCCUGGCUGCGUCCGUUCUGCGGCGACGCGUCUCUGCCGGUGCGGCCGCGGAUCAGCGUGCUGCAGACGCUGGAGAACAGCUUCAGCCUGCGGGACGCCGACGUCCGCCUGCUGCUGCUGUACCGCACCCGCGCCGUGCUCCAGGAACGACCGGUGGAGAUGGAGGACGUGGAGACGGAGGACGAGCGCUACCGCCUCUUCCUGGACCUGCUCGGGAGCGCCCGCAAGUGGGAGGAGUUUCAGCAGCUUAUGCUCCUCCUCCAGGCCUGGCCGCCCAUGACGAACGAGGAAGUGGUGGGAACGGAGCGUAACCCCUGGGUGGUCCUGAGCUCGGCACUGCUGGCGCUGUCCCAGAGCCCGGAGGUGCAGGUGGACCUGGGUCAGGAGGUCCUGUCCAUGGUCCGAUCCCUCUACAGGACCAAGCACAAGCUGCCCGCACAGUGCGUGGGCCACAUGGCGGCGGAGCUCCAGGGCCAGACGGGCCUCCAGCAGCCCGCCCUCAAGCUCAUGGCGGAGAGCGGCGACGCGAGGCUGCUGCUGCUCACCCAGGACCAGAUCAACAGCAUGAGCGAGGUGGGCGGAGCAUACACACACACACACACACACACGCACACACACACACACACACACACGCACACGCACACGCACACACAGAGACAAACACACGGACACAGACGUGCACACACACGCACGAACAGACACAGACACGCACAGACAGACAGGCAGGCAGGCAGGCACGCACACAGACACACAGACACACACACACACACACACACACACACACACACACACACACACACACACACACACACACACACACACACACACACACACACACACACACACGCACACACGCACACACACACAGACGUGCACACACACACACGAACAGACACAGACACGCACAGACAGACAGGCAGGCAGGCAGGCACGCACACGCACACAUACACACACACAUACACACAGACACACACACACACACACACACACACACACACACACACACACACACACACACACCCAUUCACAUAUGAAUACGAACAGACACACACACACACACACUGA